This is a messenger RNA of Oncorhynchus masou masou (cherry salmon), 8562 nucleotides long. It is a transcript of the gene cmip, whose product is annotated as c-Maf inducing protein. Bases 571 to 2967 code for a protein of 798 amino acids. Gene Ontology annotation, cellular component: cytosol; nucleoplasm. The record is from RefSeq and is a predicted model, not a curated record. The transcript is spliced from 21 exons. Lineage: Eukaryota; Metazoa; Chordata; Actinopteri; Salmoniformes; Salmonidae.
CGAGAAGGGACCAAUCCAAGUGGCUCUAUCGAAGUGCUUGGGUUCUUUCACGAAGAUAGAAGAAAAAGACAGUAAAAAGGAACCAUGCCAAUGACCGUUUAAAGACCAAGAAACUCGUCGCCUUUGGAUUUGGGUGUUUUCUAUCAAUGCUACGUGACUUGUAUGAGUUCAAUCUGUGGAAGAUGUUAUCUGGACUGGAGCUGGCAGAAUGGACAUGGCCCGAACAUAUUGAGUAGCUCGUUGGGGGUGCUAAACGCGGACAGGAUAGACAUUACAGUGGGAAUGGUGUGGAUAUAGGAUUAUUUGCCUAUCCAAUAACUGCUCUUUUACUUUUCCGUUCUGAAAUACCCCCAUCAAAGACUCUUUCAUGGCUUUUCUAUCAGUGGCUCCGCCGUGUCUGUUUUUCGCCCACAACACUCUUUUAACAAUUGAGGUCGUAUCGCGGUAGCUUUGCUCCCAAGGUUUACAAUCCAAUCCAAUUGGCUUUUCUUUUGAAAUAUAUAUAUAUUCAAACUAAUAUUAGAUAGGCCUACAUUGUUACCUAUAGGAUCUUUUUGCGACUAGUUGAAUAUGGAUUUUAACAGCAGCGGCGGGGGAAACGAGCUACAUAAUAAACAAUUCUAUCAAUCUGAGGAGAGCAAGCCUUUGCUGGGGGAGAUGUCUGCGCCGACGCCACCGGAGGGGAAUAAUAUUAAGUUAGGCGCCGGGCCGUGCAAGAGAACCCUUCUCCAUUGCAGCAGCGGGAUGCGAUAUAAACUACUACAGGAGGGGGACAUCCAGGUGUGUGUGGUCAAACACCCUCGGACCUUCCUCAGCAAAAUUCUAACCUCAAAAUUCUUACGGAGAUGGGAACCGCACCACCUCACCUUGACAGACUGCAGCCUGGCGUCUGCGACGCCCACGGGGUACAUGGAGGCUGCCCUGUCCUACAGUACCAUAGAGGACCUGCAGCUGCUCUCCUGGGAUAAUGCCCCCAAAUAUUGUGUGCAGCUCAGCUUCCCCGGGGGCACCGUCCUCCUGCAGGCAGCCAACAGCUAUCUGCGGGACCAGUGGUUUCAUUCCCUGCAGUGGAAGAAAAAGAUCUAUAAGUACCGUAAGGUUCUGAACAACCCGAGUCGCUGGGAGGUGGUUCUGAAGGAGAUCAGAUCACUGGUGGACAUGGCCUUGACCUCUCCCCUGCAGGACGAGUCCAUUCACCAGGCCCCGCUGCAAAUCAUCUCCACCCUGCUGGCCGAGAACACCAACCUCAGCUCUCAGGACCAUGAGAACAUCAUUGUGGCCAUUGCUCCUCUCCUGGAAAAGAACCACCCUCCACCGGACCUGUGUGAGUUCUUCUGCAAGCACUGUCGGGAGCGUCCGCGGUCGAUGGUUGUGAUUGAAGUGUUCACCCCUGUGGUCCAGAGAAUCCUCAAACACAACAUGGACUUUGGGAAAUGCCCCAGACUGCGUCUCUUCACUCAAGAGUACAUUUUAGCUCUAAAUGAGCUCAACGCUGGGAUGGAGGUCGUGAAGAAAUUCAUUCACAGCAUGCAUGGUCCCUCCGGGCAAUGCCCUCACCCCCGCGUCCUGCCCAACCUGGUGGCGGUGUGCCUGGCUGCCAUCUACUCCUGCUACGAGGAGUUAAUCAACAGCCGGGACAACUCCCCAAGUCUGAAGGAGAUCAGGAACGGCUGCCAGCAACAGAAUGAGCGUAAACCCCCCCUGCCCCUCCGCCUGCUGCGCCCAGAGCCCCCCACACCUCCACCAACGUCCCUGCUGCCCCUCUCCCCUCCCCCCUCAGCUCCGCUCUGCCCUUCUCCCACACUGCCCCUCUCUCCCCCGCCCUCCAUCGUCAACUCCAGUGAGAUCCUGGUGGAGUUGGAACGCAACAACAACACUGCCAACGCCAGGCGGAAGGGUCCAGCGGGAAGCGACAGUGAGCCCAAUCUGAUCGACUGUUUGCUGGUCAGCCCCGCCCUCAACGCCCUGUCAAUCCAGCUGCCUGCCCAGGCCGACCGCGUGUUGGGCUGCUUCGCACUCAUCCUCAAAAUGCUGUCUGACUACGAUGACUGGAGACCAGCCCUGGCCAGUCUGCUGCAGCCCAUCCCCUUCCCCAAAGAGGCCCUUGCACAUGCCAAGUUCACAAAAGAGCUGAAAUAUGUUAUUCAGAGGUUUGCAGAAGACCCCAGACAGGAAGUCCACUCCUGUCUGCUCAGUGUGCGCUCUGGAAAGGACGGUUGGUUCCAGCUCUACAGUCCAGGGGGUGUGGCCUGCGAUGAUGAUGGGGAGCUCUUCGCCAGCAUGGUCCACAUCCUUAUGGGUUCCUGCUACAAAACGAAGAAGUUCCUCCUGUCCCUGGCUGAAAACAAGCUUGGACCCUGCAUGCUCCUGGCUCUGCGUGGGAACCAAACCAUGGUUGAGAUCCUGUGUCUGAUGCUGGAGUACAACAUCAUGGAGAACAAGGACACCCAGCUGCAGAUCAUCUCCACCCUGGAGAGCACUCCGGUGGGCCUUCACAUGUACGAGCAGCUGUGUGACCGGCAGAGGGAGCUCAAAGAGCUGCAAAGAAAAGGAGGCCCAACCCGACUUACUCUGCCCUCCAAGUCUACGGAUGCAGACCUUGCAAGGCUACUGAGCUCUGGCUCCUUUGGGAAUCUGGAGAACCUGAGUCUUGCCUUUACCAACGUCACCAGUGCCUGUGCUGAACAGCUCAUCAAGCUGCCCUCUCUCAAACAGCUCAACCUGUGGUCCACCCAGUUUGGAGAUACAGGAUUGCGGUUGCUGUCUGAACACUUGGCGUGUCUGCAGGUGUUGAAUCUGUGUGAGACACCCGUGACCGACGCCGGCCUGCUGUCCCUCAGCUCCAUGAAGAGCCUGUGCAGUUUGAACAUGAACAGCACCAAGCUCACAGCAGACACAUAUGAUGACUUAAAGGCAAAACUCCCCAAUCUGAAGGAGGUGGAUGUCCGCUACACCGAGGCCUGGUGAACACAUCCUGUAUGACAUCACUAGAACACCAACUCCCACAUCAUCCAAACAUCAUCGGAACACAUAGCCUCUCUUACAUCAACAAUAAGAGGAUCCUCUCCCAUCUCUAGAUGAGGACACUUUUAUCUGGAGAUGACAUCAAAACGCCACGACCUCUCUAGUAACAUGUCCAUGGAAAAUUACUAUCUUUCUAGUGACAUCAUCAAAAUACAAAGGCCUGUUCUUUCUUGUGAAAUCAACAUACAAGGACGUCCUUUUUAGUGACAUCAUCAAAAUGCAAGGACCCACUUUCUUGUGACAUAAGGGACCCUCUCUUGCUCUCAUUCUCUCUCAUGUGUUGUUGCUCACUCAGUCCCUGUCCACAUCCUAUUUGCCCUCAAUAGACUCAUCAUAGAUUUCCUCUGUGUUGUCAUCUGUACACAGAACAAAGUUAACAAAUGGUGGAUCUUGCCCCUUUCCCCCCCUCUCUCUAAGGACCUUUGAGUUUAAAUUACCUCUCUUCCCUCCAUUUACUGGGAGCUAUUCUACCCUUGUCUGAUGAAGGCUGGAUAACCAGGUCACAUUCCAGUACAUUUUUUUGAUAUUGCCUCUAGUCAAUCCAAAUGUAGCUUUAAAAGACUAUUCAACUGUCAUUUUGGUCUUGUUGUUUUGUUUGGGUUCUUUCAGGUUAAGAGUCGGGCCUUUCCAGUCCUUCAUUGGGAAUGAGGUGCUACCUCAAAAAAAUAAAAGUUGCAAGACUGUGCCUAAUGCCUUGUAUCACACGUUCACUCUCAAUCAAUUUUUAUCAACUUGAAUGAACGUAUUUUUCCAGAUAUCUCUGCUUUCACAUAUUGUAUAUAUAUCUAUAUCUAUAUCUAUGUAUAUAGAUAUAUAUAGAUAGAUCUAUAUAGAUAUAUAUCUAUCGAUCGAUCGAUAUCACACACAGUACCAGGCAAAAGUUUGGACUCACCUACUCUUUCAAGGCUUUUUCUUUAUUUUUACUAUUGUCUACAUUGUAGAGUAAUAGCGAAGACAUAAAAAUGAUGAAAUAACACAUGGAAUCAUGUAGUAACCCAAAAAAUAUUUUUUAGAUUUCUUCAAAGUAGCCACCCUGUGCCUUGAUGACAGCUUUGCACAAUCUUGGCACUCUCUCAACCAGCUUCACCUGGAAUUAUUUUCCAACAGUCUUGAAGGAAUUCCCACAUAUACUGAGCAUUUGUUGGCUGUUUUUCAUUCACUCUGCAGUCCAACUCAUCCUAAACCAUAUCAGUUGGGUUCAGGCCAGGUGAUUGUGGGGGCCAGGUCAUCUGAUGCAGCACUGCCAUCACUCUCCUUCUUGGUCAAAUACCCCUUACACAACCUGGAGGUGAGUUGCAUCGUUCUCCUGUUGUAAAACAAAUGAUAGCCCUACUAACUGCAAACCAGAUGGGAUGGGUUAUCGCUGAAGAAUGCUGUGGUAGCCAUGCUGGUUAAGUGUGCCUUGAAUUCUAAAUAAAUCACUGACAGUGUCACCAGCAAAGCACCAUCGCACCUCCUCCUCCAUGCAUCACGGUGGGAACCACACAUGCGGAGAUCAUCUGUUCAUCUACUCCGCAUCUCACAAAGACACGGCGGUUGCAACCACAAAUCUCAAAAUUGGACUCAUCAGACCAAGGGACAGAUUUCCACCGGUCUAAUGUCCGUUGCUCGUGUUUCUUGGCCCAAGCAAGUGUCUUCUUAUUGGUGUCCUUUAGUAGUGGUUUCUUUGUAGCAAUUUGACCACGAAGGCCUGAUUCAUGCGGUCUCCUCUGAACAGUUGAUGUUGAGAUGUGUCUGUUUCUUGAACUCUGUGAUGCAUUUAUUUGGGCUGCAAUUUCUGUGGUUGGUAACUCUAAUUAAUUUGUCCUCUGCAGCAGAGGUAACUCUGGGUCUUCCUUUCCUGUGGCGGUCCUCAUGAGAGCCAGUUUCAUCAUAGCGCUUGAUGGUUUUUGCGACUGCUCUUGAAGAAACUUUCAAAGUUCUUGAAAUUCUCCGUAUUGAUUGACCUUCAUAUCUUAAAGUAAUGAUGGACUGUCUUUUCUCUUUGCUGACUUGCCAUAAUAUGGACUUGGUCUAUCUUCUGUAUACCACCCCUACCUUGUCACAACACAACUGAUUGGUUCAAACGCAUUAAGAAGGAAAGAAAUUCCACAAAUUAACUUUUAACAAGGCACACCUGUUAAUUGAAAUGCAUUCCAGGUGACAACCUCAUGAAGUUGGUUGAGAGAAUGCCAAGUGUGUGCAAAGCUGUCAAGGUAAAUGGUGGCUACUUUCAAGAAUCUAAAAAAUAUUUUGAUUUGUUUAACACUUUUUUGGUUACUACAUGAUUCCAUAUGUGUUAUUUCAUAGUUUUGAUGUCUUCACUAUUAUUCUACGAUGUAGAAAAUAGUCAAAAUAAAGAAAAACCUUUGAAUGAGUAGGUGUGUCAACUUCUGACUGGUACUGUGUGUAUGUAUGUAUGUUAUAUAUAUAUAUUCCCUGUUGACAUUUUAAAAGCAGACAUUUCAGGAGCUCUGCUCUGCGGUUGCAACAUCCAUUAAAAGGAAAACAUGUUUGUACAUAACUCCCAUAUUUAAUAGAAUGGUUGUGCAGUAGGUGGUCUGAGACUGCCUUGUAUUUAUGAUUUCUCUCUUCAUAUCCUGUUUUUCUGCCUCCCCUAAUUUUGUCAUAUACCUUUUUUUCACUUUCUAGGCAAUUUAUCCAUAAUCCAUGUUGUGGCUUCAACAGAGGCCCCAUGUACACCUUGCAUCAACCUCUCAAUGUUGCCUUUUUGGCAUGAUGGGGCAUGUUUUUAUAGAGAUAAAUAUUAGACACUUUUUGCAAGUAGAUGUAGAUAUACAGGCCAUGAUCAUCCUUAAUGGGAAAGGAAUAUUUUGUCAUUGUCAGGAGUGAAGAGGCUCUGUAGAGGCAACAGCAUGGUGUGUAGAUGACCCUGAUUUAAAAAAAGGGGCACAUUAACUGCCCAAAGUGUCUAGACUAAGAUUUUAAUUCACAAUUGUUUGCCAUACUGUACUUCAAAAAAGAAACUAUUGCAUCAAACAUCAGUACUGUCUGAAACGUGACAUAACGGUGGAUUCUAAUGUGCUAAUCAUUCAUUCACAGAACCGCAUUUCUCUCUACUCCCCCAUCAAGCAUGGAGAGAGGGCACUGUUUGGAGCAUCCUCACCCAUGAAAGUAGUACAUGUAUCUUGGUUAAAACGUUUUGCAUUCAAUCUUUAUUUAAAAUCCUAAGAACACUUUCUGUUUACAUGGGCAUAUUGUGGACAAGUCCAUUUUUUUAAGCCACCUGUUUUGAAUUGAUUUACCAUAUUGUUACCAAGGAAUGUUAUUUCAGCAUUCAGGUAUGUGACUUUGCCCACACAAACAGCAGAACAGUGUUGUCCUCUGUGUCGCUUCUCUUCUGCUGUAGGUGGCUUUGAUCAAUCUGUCCCUUCUCUGUGCCCUUUCAGGGUGUCUUACACAAUCAGAUCGUUCUUUUGACUGCCCUACUCUGGUCCCAUCCACUUCUUGUUUUUUCAGAAUUCUCUAGAAUUCUGUUCAGUUUUGGCAGAACUUAAAGAACACAGAGUUGGACACCGUCCAAUAAGAGUUCAAUACUAUGUUUAUUUUGAGUACCAUUACGGUUACUGGCACUACAUUUCAUUGUGUAUGGGCAUCUUUGGUCUGACUUAGGACCUCCAUGCUGUCACUUCCUGUAUAGUGUGUGUGUGUGUGUAUGUAUAUGAAUAUAUACACACACACACACACACACACACACACACACACGUAUAUAAUUUUCUGUCCCCCUCCCCUCUUUGCUUCUUAGUCUCCCUGUUAGGGAGGCUGUCAUUGCCUUCAUCUUAAGGACAUGUGCGUGUGGUCAUUAACUUUUUAUUUUCACACAAAGUGCACUGUAAUCUGUCGUGUUUUCAUGCUUAGUAUCUUUUAAUGAUUUGUUUAUCAACUGUUGAUUUGAUCAUGUUAUCAGUUUAUUUUGUCGGCUGACUUUUUUUUUGGCAUGUACAUUUUGCAUCAGCUGAUGUUUUUUUAUUUUGUAACUUUAUUUUAAAGAUUUUAAUAUGAAAAGGGUCAGAUCACUAGCUCUGAAGUCGACCUACACCCUUUGUCCAUGGGUUACCACAAUGUUCUGAUCGAAGCUCAAUGAUAAGCAGUACAUGUCAUAAACCAGCGAUUUAAUCACCUUGGUGUGUGAUUACAGACCUUUUUGUAUUGCUGGACACAUUAGCUCGUGCACAAAAUACUGUGUAAUGAUAUGAACAUAGUAUGUAUGUAUGCCAGUGAGUGUACUGGCUACUGUACCGGUUGUACACUGGUGACAUACUGUGUGUAAUGAUCUGAACAUAGUAUGUAUGUGGGAACCUGACCUGAGGAUUUGUUUUGUAGCCCUGAUGUUCCUCUAGUUUUUAACAUUGAACUGUAUAUCUGCAGCUGGCUAAAGAGGGAGACAGAGGUUGGAAUGUGGAGGGUUUUAGUACUGGAGAGGAAAUUGUGACAAAAACGACUCCAUUUGUUAUAUCACUUUCCUGUGGAGCUCACUGUGCUUUGCUUUGGUUUAUGUCUCCUCUAACUCUCUCUUCUCUCCUCAUUCCUCUCUUUUCAGAGGUCAUAUUACAACCUGUACUCAUUUUUCUGAAUUUGUAAAGAUUUCUAUAAUUUGAAUUGUGACCGCAGCUUGAGUCUUAAUGUGGUUGACAGCGGGGCGCCUGCUGCUGUAGCACCCCUGCUAACGCAGUGAUGGACAAACUAGAUUUAUGUACCCCUCAUUUCCUCUCAUCUGCGUUAUAUGCUUCUACAGCUGGGUUACUACUGCUCUGUGGCUGUUGUAAUAAAAAAACAAGACCUUCUACGGGAAAAUAAAAUACUAUGAUGUGAAAUCAUUUCAAUCAAAAUAAACUGUCUGUGAAUAUGUUUAAAAUGUGAGUGCUGCAUAGUUAUUUAUAGGUUCUGUGUAAGUUUCACUGUUUUCAAAUGCCGUAGUUUAAUCUGAUCAAAUGAAGCGAAGAUAGUCAGCAGAAGAGGUCAUGUUUUAUUGACUGAAAUUACGCAGAGGAACCAUAAAAGAAAAUAUAAACAAGGAUUAUCAAAGCAACAUAAUGUGCUCUAAGCCACAGUUUCACCUGCGAAUAGCCCUGUAUGUCUACAAUAUAUCAGUAGUUAAAGAAUGCAUUUGUUGAGAACAAAAAAGAAACAAGCAAUACACUGGUAACAUGACUUAAUUUCUCUGGAGUUUUUGAGGAAUACAUUAUCAGUAUGACGCUGCUAAGUGCACCUUUCACUGUUCAUCUGAAUAACCCAUUAACACCCAAAAUUAUGCAAAUGUUAAACACAUCACACAUUUUCUCUCUGUUGGCCUUGGCUUUGAAAGACUGAAGUUCGGGAUGCAACCACGCAGGCUCAGGAUGAGCUGCCCUCAGGAAUAAAAUUUACUGUUGUUGAUUUUCUUUUCCUUUAUCCUAGGACCAGAUAAGUUAAAUGAAUGUAUCAUCAUGACAUUUCUGUUCACAAUUUUUAUUAUUAUUUUCAUAUAAGCAUUUCGCUGCACCUGUGAUAACAUCUGCAAAUGUGUGUACACAACCAAUAAACGUUGAUUUGAAUAGA